AUGACGGGAAACAAUAAUGCUUCGCACGACACCGGCCCGGAGCCGCGCGAACUUGGGUCUAAGGAUGGUGCUUCUUUCCAGGUCAUAGUGCUGGGAUCUACCGGCGGACCGCGCGAAGACAACAUCACCGGCUUACUUGUGAGAGCGCCACAGACAGAAUGGCGCAAGGGUUCCAUGAUCGCAGUCGAUGCAGGCGUCCACCUUGCCAGUAUGGUUCACAUCCUUCACAGAGACAUGCCAUUAAGAUCAGAGAAACUGCCGCCCCCGGGAUACUCGAAUACUCUCAAAGAAGGGCCCUUUGCAGGCCUUCGUUUCCCACAUAUCAGCGCGAAGGCCAAUGCGCUCCAUAUCUUUCGAGAAAUCCUUCAUGGCUUUUUAAUUACGCACCCGCAUCUCGACCAUCUCUCGGGAAUGGCCAUCAACACCCCAGCCCUCGAAUACGGGCGAGAAGCGAAAGCAAUUGUUGCUUUGCCCACGACGAUUGAGGCUAUCAAGAACCACAUAUUCAAUGACUGGCUCUGGCCAAACCUGUCCGACGAAGGACACGGCGUCGGCUUUGUCACAUACAGACGCCUGAUAGAGGGGGGCAAUCCUCGUCUCGGUCUAGGCGAGUCGCGUGGUUAUGUCAACGUGUGUGACGGUCUUGCCACAAAAUGUUGGAGUGUCAGUCAUGGCAAAUGCCAAAGGCGGGCACACAGCAGUUCGCACCAACACAGCGACUCUUUUGGGUACAUGCCCGACUACAAUUUCCCGUCUAGAAGACUCUCGCGCAUAUCGGAUGAUCAUGGCUAUUUCACGGUUGUGGCUCAGCAGCAAUCCCAAAACGCCGGUGCAUAUGUGUCAGCGCCAAAUCAGAUACCAAUGCCCGCGGGCCCUGUCACCCCCGGCAUCGGGGGAGGACCGCUAGCCUCGAGUCAUAUGGACAGCAGCCACAUGUUUGAACCGGUGCCGAGCUCAGCAUUCUUCAUCCGGAACGAUGCCACAGGGAAUGAGCUGCUCAUCUUCGGAGAUGUCGAGCCCGACUCCGUCAGCAUCUCUCCUCGAAAUCACAUAGUCUGGGAUGAUGCAGCCGGGAAGGUAGCGGACGGAAAGCUGAAGGCAAUCUUCAUUGAAUGUUCAUACGAUGACAGUACUCGUAACGAGGAUCUUUAUGGCCACUUAUGUCCUAGACAUCUCAUCGCCGAACUUGUCUUCCUCGCCAACUGUGUGAUUAGCAGGCGGAAACAGCGGACCACCAAUGGCUCGACCGCUGCAGAUGGUCAGGUCUCCGGGAAAGCCCUCGAUGCUUCGACGAAAGCCCCCGACAUGACCAUGAGGCAACCACCGACGCCCUUGGAACUGAAAAGGAAACGCAAGAGAGCCUUGAACAGCGGUCUGACAACAACCCCUGAACCCGGACCCACGAACCUUGACGCUGCACCACCUUCGCCCAUCGCCAGCAGCUAUGUGGGCACCAGAUCUGGCUCCUCUACUCGCAGCAAACAGUCUCACGAGCCGCGUGAGUCAGGCGUCGCGGCCCCGCCUCACACGCCAGCCCGUGGACGCAAUGUGAGCUUUCACACCGGCUCUGUGGCACCUUCUAUUCCAGCCUCAACAACCCAUCAGCGCUCUUCCUCACUUCCAGGCUCAGCCACUUACGCAGAAGAGAAAUUGCCUGAGCCGCUCCGGGGCGUGACGGUGCAUAUCAUCCAUGUCAAAGACACAAUGAUGGAUGGGCCCGCCCCAGGCGAUGUUAUCGUCUCAGAACUCAGGACAUUGAGCGAUGAAGUCGGCUUGGGCUGUGAGUUUAAUGUGACGAACUGUGGUGACAGUAUAUGGAUAUAG
This is a messenger RNA of Cladophialophora yegresii CBS 114405, 1824 nucleotides long. RefSeq lists its product as uncharacterized. The transcript is spliced from 2 exons. Gene Ontology annotation, biological process: cAMP catabolic process; cGMP catabolic process; negative regulation of glucose mediated signaling pathway. NCBI's taxonomy places the organism in Eukaryota, Fungi, Ascomycota, Eurotiomycetes, Chaetothyriales, Herpotrichiellaceae. Gene Ontology annotation, molecular function: 3',5'-cyclic-AMP phosphodiesterase activity; 3',5'-cyclic-GMP phosphodiesterase activity. Bases 1 to 1824 code for a protein of 607 amino acids. The record is from RefSeq and is a predicted model, not a curated record.